This is a messenger RNA of Asparagus officinalis (garden asparagus), 1836 nucleotides long. Its product is annotated as glycerol-3-phosphate acyltransferase, chloroplastic. Gene Ontology annotation, molecular function: glycerol-3-phosphate O-acyltransferase activity. The annotation marks the transcript as partial. Gene Ontology annotation, biological process: glycerophospholipid metabolic process. The record is from RefSeq and is a predicted model, not a curated record. The transcript has 12 exons. NCBI's taxonomy places the organism in Eukaryota, Viridiplantae, Streptophyta, Magnoliopsida, Asparagales, Asparagaceae.
AAUGGACGAGCCUCUACUUCGAUUUCUCGGAUAUUUGCGGUGAAUUUUGUGAGCUGGAGGUCGAGGAGGUGUCCUUGUUUGAUCUACGGGUCGAAUGUGCGGUCGAGCUCGAGGAGGCGUGCUGUUCUUGCGUCGUGCGCCGCCGGAGCUCAGGAGGAGGUCAAGAAUCUAAGGCCGUUUCUUAGAGCGCGAAAUGAAGAAGAGUUGCUUUCCAUUGUUAGAAAGGAAGCUGAAAGUGGAAGACUUUCCUCAAAUAUUGCUGAUGGGCUGGAGGAGCUGUUUUUCAAUUAUCGGAAUGCGGUUUUACAAAGUGGAGUACCCGGUGCGAACGAGAUCAUAUUAUCUAAUAUGGCUGUUUUAUUUGAUCGUAUUUUGUUGGAUGAAGAGGUUCCUUUUGAGUUUUCAUCUCAUCAUGUGGCAAUACGAGAACCUUUUGACUACUACAUGUUUUCACAGAAUUAUAUUCGGCCGUUGAUAGAUUUCAGAAACUCAUACGUCGGCAACAUCUCUCUUUUCCAUGAAGUGAAUCAAAAGCUCCAGCAGGGCCAUAACAUUAUUUUGAUUUCAAACCAUCAAUCUGAAGCAGAUCCCGCAGUCAUUUCAUUAUUGCUUGAAAGAACACAUCCCUGUAUUGGUGAGAAAAUGACCUAUGUAGCAGGAGAUAGGGUUAUUGUUGAUCCACUUUGCAAGCCUUUCAGUAUGGGAAGAAAUCUUCUGUGCGUAUAUUCGAAAAAACACAUGGAUGAUGAUCCUAAGCUCACUGAAUCGAAAAAGAAAGCAAAUACUCGUACUCUUAAGGAACUGGCUUUGCUUUUAAGGGCUGGAUCACAACUAAUUUGGAUUGCACCAAGUGGUGGUAGGGACCGUCCAGAUCCACACACAGGGGAGUGGUCUCCUGCACCAUUUGAUGCAUCUUCAGUUGACAAUAUGAGAAGGCUUUUGGAGUAUUCCAACGUUCCAGGGCACAUAUAUCCCCUAGCAUUGCUAUGCUAUGAAAUCAUGCCUCCCCCACCACAGGUAGAAAAGCAUAUCGGGGAACGAAGAAAAAUUUCCUUCCAUGGGGUUGGUCUAUCAAUAGCUCCAGAAUUGAAAUUCGAGACUGUUGAUGGUUGUUCAAAUCCAGAAGAGGCCAAAGAAGCUUAUGCACAAGCUUUAUAUGACUCAGUGACUGAGCAAUACGAUGUGCUCAAAUCUGCUAUUUACGGAUAUGAUGGAGUCAAUGCAUCAAAUUCAGUUGUAACUCUUUCACAACCAUGGAAAUAAAUAAAUAUUUUACAGAGGUCAAUUUCUUGCUCUUAAUCAUUUCUUAACACAAAAUUUUCCCUUCACGAUUACUAAAUUUUCUUAUUGUUGGGUGCGUGUAGUAGGAUAAUGAUGUUACUAGGCAAAUUACCUUUUUGACUGCCUAAUGAGGUUGCACUAAAUGUAUUAAGCUUGUAUUUUGUUUUGGUUUAAAAACAUGUGUUUACACACACACACAAUGAUGGAUGUAAGCAUGGAUGAAGAUCUACAGAGAGAGAGAGAGAGAGGCGACCAAGGGGAAGUUCCUAAAGAUUUGGGAAAUCCUUCACAUUUCAAAUUUAGAUUUGCGAGCGCAUCUAAUUGUUCUAGAUGAUGAUGAUGAUGAUUAUAAAGUGAUUUGCACCCUCAAUUUAUAUGAUCGAAACCAUUGGUUGGAACUUUUUGUUAUUUGUAUCCAUCUUUCGUAUACCACUUGUAGUUAAAGGUGAUUUCAAAACCAUAUGAUCUUUUGUAGCAUGUUUUAGACUGUGUAACUGAAGAAGGAUGGAAUUGAUCUGCAAUUUGUAAAUGAAUUCCAUAAGUUGAUCGGUAUUA